AUGAAGCCGCACGCUCGCGUGCUGAUUUUGGCUGCCUGUUGCGCCGCCUCGUGGAGCUUCAAGUUGACCGAGAGUCCCAUCCAGUUUACCGACUCCGAGAACGAAACCGCCAAAAGGAUGAUUGAGGAGGUGGUGUCCGAAAACAUGCAGAGGGACAUGCACGACAUCAACGGGAUUCCGAACCCUGAAAAGGACAAUGAGAGCGAGAGCAAUGCGGGCAUGGGCGAGCUUGCAAAAAACUUGGAGUUCUUGCUCUUGAAGGUCGCGCAGCUCGAGACGGUGGCCGAGAUGCAUGAGGCAGCGAUCCAAGAGCAAGCCAAGGUGAUCCAAGCACAACAACACGAAAUCAAUACCUUGAAGGGCGAAAGUCAAAAAGAUGGAGCCGUCUUGCUGGAAAUGGAGCACAAGGACGCCCAGACACGAUUGAAUGAGGCCCAGGCCCUGGCGAAGAGAGUGAUGUUGAAGCAGACGCGCCAACGACAGACGCGUGAUUUCCACGAAGGUCUCCCCGCGGACGAGCCGCACGCAUCAGAUGAGGAACCGGAGGUAAACUUGGCGGCUGAGAGCGCGUCGUCCUCUCAGGAAGAGUCUGCAAGUUGGCCUUGGCAACAUCGCAGAAGAAGAUGGAACCCAGUGGAUGUUGCCAAAAGCGUAGCCGAAACGAUGGCUGACGGCUAUGCUGCUGCAAAGGACAAGGCAAAGUGGGUACGCGAGAACACCAUCAAUACAGUGGAGAAAGCCGUCAAAGUUCUCACCCAAGGCUUCUCAGAUUUUGGUGCCUCCUGUCCACACGCAACAUAUCCGAGUAUCACAAGCUUUACUUCUUCUGGGCUGCACAUCAACUUUGGAAGGCUUGAUUGCCGAAUCUCGCUGCUAGGGCAGAGCACAGGCUUGUUCGGAUUCAACUUCGGAUCAAAAUCCAUAGCGCUGCCUUCUGCGCUAAAGACAGCAGCCACCAUUGGUGGUGAGGUCACAAGUUGCAUGACAAGUCAUGGGAGAACUGCUAUGCGUUGCCUCAGCGACAAGACCACCGACGUCAUGUCCUGGGCGUCCGUAAGGACGAUCGGCGGAUGGAUCCUUAACCCCGUUGAGGGCUUCCCGUCCUUGGCGACCGUGGCCAAGCUGGGUGGUGAGCUCGCGAGCUGCACACAAACUGGGCCCGGCAUUAUGCGUUGCCUCAGCGACAAGACCACCAACGUGAUGUCCUGGGGCUCCGUCAAGACGAUCGGCGGAUGGAUCGUUAACCCGUCCCACGGCUUCCCUUCCUUGGCGACCGUGGCCACGCUGGGUGGUGAGCUCGCGAGCUGCACACAAACUGGGCCCGGUAUUAUGCGUUGCCUCAGCGGCAAGACCACCGACGUAAUGUCCUGGGGCUCCGUAAACACGAUCGGCGAUUGGAUCAUCAACCCCGCCCAUGGCGUGCCCUCCUUGGCGACCGUGGCCAAACUGGGCAGUGAGCUCGCGAGCUGCACACAAACUGGGCCCGAUAUUAUGCGUUGCCUCAGCGGCAAGACCACCGACGUGAUGUCCUGGGGCUCAGUGGGGAAGAUCGGCAAUUGGGUCAUCGACCCAAAGAGGGGUGUGCCGCCGUUAAGCCACCUGAACCGUCUGGGCGACAUCCUCGCCGAUGUCCUCGAGGGCUUCGGGAAGGUGGCGGCCUCGGUCGCAGGCCAGGUCCUGUCGGGCGGCAGCUCCCUCAUCCAAGAGGCCGUCCUUUCGAGGUUCCCGGCCGCCGGGGCCGCACCCGUGGUGCAUCACUCCGGGUCAAGCCUCGUGAUCACCACCCAUGCGCAAGAGCAUCGGCCGAAGAUGUCAGCCCUACAAAUGGAGGAAGCCGAUGGGGCAUCUCCCAAGAUUGAAGGAAUCGGUUUUAAGCUGCACAAAGAAGGCGGCCACUACCAGUCCAGAUUGGUCACGCAGUUCGAUGGCGACGAAAGGGACACGAGCUCCUGCCUGGCAUUCGCCCCGAAGAGCAAGCACGGGGCCAACGGGCAGGCGACCGAAGCGGACUGGCAGGUCCAGAACGAGAAUGACUUUGUGGCACUGGAUUCUUGGGCUGUGCCUUGUGGGUCCACGUGGAUGAAGAAGAACUGGGACAAGUGGCAAGGCUACUCGUUCUACACGGCAGAGGCGGCAAUUGAGAAGUGUGUGACGGUGUCUUUUAGCAUCAGCAUACAGCCCGUGGCGGCCUUUGUGGGCGGCGUGCAGUUCGAACUGAUGCCCAAGCCGCUGGCAUCAGUAGACACGACCGUGUGUUGGCCCACAGGGCGGCCUGACGGCCAGGACUUGAGCUUGCUGCGCUUGAAGAUCAAGUCCAGCGGCGUACCUCUCUUGACCAGGUCCAUCCGGCUGACCAAAAGGUACGGUGAGCCCAGCGACUUCACGGAAGACCAUGUGCAUCAGAGCACCGCAACCUGGAGCCACCCGAGCAUUCCAAGAAAGUCCAUUUCCCGCACGAAGCUCCUGGAGCUCCAGGAGAAUGCCGAGAAUGGCCAGGGCCAGAACCAGUCCAACGCCCAGGCCCGCCAGAAGGUGCUUGAUUGGAUGGAAGAGGAGGAGGACCUGUACCUGGCUUCCGCCAACUAUUCCCAAGACCUUGGUGUCAACUUGACCUCAGAACUGCGUGGAACAGCGGCUGCACGUCGCUUGAGCCUGACCGCUGCACAGUCCCAGGGAGUCUUCCAGCUCUUCAAUUUUGAGCACCCUGGAGAUUUGAUGAGUUUCAAGCUCACGGCCCUCUUGAACGGCAACAGCCUGGAGAUGGGUGCACAAAUGGGCUUCGGGCCUUCCCAGUCCGCAGAGAAGAGGUUCAAGCUGGUAGACAUUGCGAAGCAGUUUGCUGUGGUGCUGCAUGCCCUGCCCUUCGUGUCCCAAGCGAGCAGAGACAAGGCUCUCGAGGCCCUGAAGAGCUUUGCGAGCAAGGACUUGCCAACCGCAGGGCUCGACCUUCGGCUCCACGGGCUGUAG
Molecule: messenger RNA, 2967 nt
Organism: Symbiodinium sp. CCMP2456
Lineage: Eukaryota; Dinophyceae; Suessiales; Symbiodiniaceae
Source: the annotation of a GenBank genome assembly